Syzygium oleosum is the source of this 1304-nucleotide messenger RNA. RefSeq lists its product as uncharacterized. The record is from RefSeq and is a predicted model, not a curated record. NCBI's taxonomy places the organism in Eukaryota, Viridiplantae, Streptophyta, Magnoliopsida, Myrtales, Myrtaceae. Bases 123 to 1127 code for a protein of 334 amino acids. The transcript has a single exon.
UUCUCCAUCCUUACUAUAAUCGUCUCUCCAAAGUUCCUCUGCACUUGCAGUUGCAAACGUAACGUAGCGGAAGUCGGAGCAUCUUGGAUCGGAACGCAGCGCUUUGGACGCGCCGGCGGAAGAUGACGUCGAACGAACCGGAAAGCCCCGAGCAGCUCGUGGUGUGCCCCAGCUUCAACAGCUACUCCGCCAAUCGGCUCGCCGACGUCGCCCUCGCGGUCGCUCUCGAGGACGAGGACAAGGACGAAGGCCGCGGCGGCUACGGCUUCGGGUCGGAGCCCACUUCUUCGGGUAGUCAUCGGAGCGGCCGCUCGGGGGGCGGCGAUUAUGACGAGGCCCGGGACGACGAUUUCGAGUUCGUCCCGCUCGUCAGGGAGCACGACGAGGUCCUGAUCAACGGCGGCCAGAUCGGUCCCGUCUUCCCGGUGUUCAACCGAGAUCUUCUGUACGUGCACGGCGAUCGGACUUCGGAUGGCGAAGCGAAGGAGGAUCGGGAGAUUCCGUUGGAGGACUUGUUCGCCGGAGAUCGCGACCGCGAUCGCGCGGUGUCUUCGAUAAGGAUUCCGCUGAAGGACCUGUUCGUCGGAGAUCGCGACCCUCCGUCGUCGUCGUCGUCGUCGUCGGAGGCCGACGAGCUGGAAGGGAUACCGGAGGGCAGCUACUGCGUGUGGACUCCGAAGCCGCCGGCGGGGUCGCCUAGCGGGUGCAAGAAGAGCAGCUCGACGGGGUCGUGCUCGAAGCGGUGGAGGUUCCGCGACCUGCUCCGCCGCAGCAACAGCGACGGGAAGGAUUCGUUCGUGUUCUUGACGCCGAGCUCGAGGUCGAGCUCCAUGUCGUCGAGAAGCAGCGACGCGAAGGCCGGAGGGGGGGAAGCGAAGGAGAAGGCGAGCCCGCCGACCGACCAAGCCGUCGCGGUCGCGGUCGCGGAGAGAAGGAGCAAGGUGAAGGCGUCGUCCGCGUCGGCGGCGGCGGCGGCGGCUGCGGCGUCGGCGCACGAGGUGUUCUACGUGCGGAACAGAGCGCUGAAGGAAGGCGGCAAGCGGAGAUCGUAUCUGCCGUACCGGCGAGACCUGGUCGGAUUCUUCGCCAACGUGAACGGAUUGGGGAGGACCUUCCCUCCGUUCUGAGCCUUCCGGCGCAAUUUCGGUUUUUUUUUCUUUUUCUUCCUUUUCGAUUUAUUUAUUAAAUUAAAAUGGAUUUGGUUCACCAAAUGAGGCCUUUUCAGUUAGGAUCUUAUGUACAUAACAUGAAGUUUUGUCUGUUUUAGACUAUUGGAAAUGUAUAAAUAAAGAGUUGAAAUAUAU